Molecule: messenger RNA, 897 nt
Organism: Aspergillus niger
Lineage: Eukaryota; Fungi; Ascomycota; Eurotiomycetes; Eurotiales; Aspergillaceae
Exons: 5
Coding region: 1-897 (298 amino acids)
Source: RefSeq, a predicted model, not a curated record
AUGAGGGACGCCGAUAUCAUCGUUUGCUGUGCUCAGGCAACAAUAAGAUGUUGGAGCAUUUGGAGCAUGCGGUCUAGACAACCUUGGGAGCUUCUCCGCACUGACGACUUGGGCGGAUCCAGGCGUCCGGGGGUGCACGGCGUUCUCACCGUAAUGGGGAGAACCAAGGGGAUCCACGGAAGAAGGAUGAAACGUAGGAAGUGGAAGAAUGGAGAGGAAAAGGAAGAGAGGGAAGAGCGAGAGAGAGAGAGAGAGAGAGAGAGAGAGAGAGAGACAGAGCGUUAUGGUAAUGAAAGUCAGUCUGUUCAGUCAAGCGUACGGGCGCAGAGGGUCUGUGACGCACACCCGGUGACUCGGUGGUUUGAAAGGAAGCAGGUCAAGUGCGAGCGGUCAGUCAGUCAGGCUGACGGGGAGCUUCCACUUGAUCGAGGGAAUGCUCUUGUGCUCUGUAUUUUUGGACGGACCAAGAUUAUGGCGCAGGAGUUGCAGCUGGAGAUUAAAACGGGCGAUUGGAAGGCGGUCAAGCCGCAAGCUGCGGCUGCAGUUCUGUAUGAACCAGCGUGGCUGGCUGCCAACUGGCACGGGGACCUGCCAGGCAUUCGUAAUUACCCCGUUAGAUGCGUGGUAUCUUACCCGAAAUUGAAAAGAGAAGGGGGGCUCUUGUCAUCUGGAACGGCUUCAGAGCCAACUGACAGUCUCAACUUGGGAUGUCUACGACGCAGACCAACGAGAUGGGGGUGGAUCGUAGAGCGCAGACAGCCUCCGAGCACCGAGAGCAUGGACCACACACCCCCCAAGUGUCCUGGGACUGGCUGCCUCACCUGCAACGGCCUGCAGGUUAGGUGGAGAGCAGACGCCAGUUGCCCGGUCUACAAGGCACUGUACCUUAGCCUGUAG